CUCGCAACAUAGCAACGUCUCACCGUGCGGGCAUGUGAUUCGCUAUUGUCACUAUUACAAACCCCCUGAUUGGCUGGAUUAUUAACCUAGGAAACGGGAAACUCGAAGUGUGCGAGUGUUUGCCUGACAGCUCUCAAGGUAAAGGAUGGUCGUCACCUGAACAACAAGUGGGAAGAAAGGGAAGCAAUCGCAAUCUUUUAACAUCACCGAAGCACACUGCUAUUUUUAAGGAGAAAUCCAUCAUGGGUUGCUUCUUCUCAAAGAAAUCCAAGAGAAAAGCAAAAGAGGAGCAGACUCCGACGGCUUUGGAGUCGAACGCGGGCAGCAACAGCGUUCCCCUUGGCAGUAGCAGCGACGAGGCUCCCAAGCAGUACAGCUGGGAUACACGCGAGAAGGUUGACCCUAAGGACUACAUGCUGAACGGUCUCAAGGACACCACGGUGGGCCGGCUGCCCGGCACGCUGAAGGGCCAGCAGCUGGUCAUCCAGGACUGCGAGAACUGCAACAUCUUCGUGUUCGACCACUCGGCCACUAUCACGGUCGACGACUGCGUCAACUGCCGCAUCUUCCUGGGCCCCGUCAAGGGCAGCGUGUUCUUCCGUGACUGCAAGGACGUGCACUGCGUGGUGGCGUGCCAGCAGUUCCGCACGCGCGACUGCAAGAAGAUGGAGGUGUUCCUGUGCUGCGCCACGCAGCCCAUCAUCGAGUCUUCCACGGGGAUGCGCUUCGGCUGCUUCCAGUUCUACUACCCCGAGCUGGCCUUCCACUUCAAGGACGCGGGCCUCAGCAUCUUCAACAACAACUGGAGCAACGUGCACGACUUCACCCCCGUGUCGGGCGAGAACAACUGGAGCCUGCUGGCGGAGACGGCGGCGGUGCUGGACUCGGUGCCGCCGCCCGGGCCGGAGUCUGAGUUCAAGGCGGUGCGCGUGUCGGGGGACGCGUCGCGCAGCAUCGUGCCGCUGACCAGGGGCGGGCGCCGGAAGGACAGCGAGGAGUCCUGCCUCUUUGUGUUCUUUGCGGGAGACUACACGACCGCCAACGCUCGCAAACUCAUCGACGCGAUGAUUGAGAAAGGCUUCCUGUUAAUCCAGACCAAGGAGGUGGCCAUGAGGCCUGAAGACGUGAAGAGGGUUUUCCAGAACGACACCGCUGACCAGCUGGAGUGGAGCACCAAAGGUUCCGUAACUGCGCUGGAGUUGAAUGGAGACGGGGUGGUGGAUGCCUGCAGGACGAUCGCUAUCGAGGUCUUCAAUGGAUCCAAGGUGUUUGUUUCGGAAAACAAGAGUACUUCUUCACGGGACGUUGACAACUUCUUCAAUUUUGCCGACAUGCAGAUGGGCUUGUGAGUGUGAUGCGUCGAACAAAUUGCACAUCGAACAUUUGAAUGAUUUUCUGUAGAAAGCCCAAAUGGCUGGUACGGAAGGUUAGAAUUAGGAUUAACUUUCCGUGUCUGCUGUGUAAAGAUUCUUCAGAAUGGGAAUAUAAUAUAAAAAUUGAAGAUGCUCCCUGAAAUAUUUUUUUAUAAGAUUCGAACCUCUGGUAAUAGUCUUUGAAGAUAGGUUUGAUAAGGGAAAAGCUUUGGAGAUUAAUGCACAAUUUUUGCAUUAAACAAACUGGUACCCCCCCCAUUUGCUGUAAACCACUGUCCGCAUUGUAGUCAAAUAAUGUGAAUAUUUUAAAUGAAUGUAUUUGAUACUUUUUUUUUUUAUCCACUAUGUGAAUGUAAGUUUUAUUGUAGGCUUUUAAUUUUAAUCGUUCUGUUGACUGAAAAGAAAAAAUGAAAAUACUGCAGUGAUAAUAUACACAGAGACAGCCAAGAGGGAAAGUAUUUAAUAUAAAACAUUCAGUUUUCUUAAAAGAAUUGCAGGUUUAGGGAUGUUUGUUUAGAUUUUGUAUUUGCUUAGCAGUUCACAUGUUUAGUUGAAACUGUGGUUGCAAAGGGCCAUUUGAAUAAUGGGCCCUGUAUGUAUUUAUAUUAAGGUCUGUUUAAGUUUUUGUUUAGAGACUAAAGGGUACCGAUAACAUGUUAUAGAUUUUGCUGGGAUGCUAGCGUAGGCAAUUCAUGUAGCCUAAAGUUUUAUACUCUAAAAUGAAUGUUUUGUAAGGUAAACAAAUGUGUUGUUCACAAGUCUUUUUGGUAAAAAAAAUUGUCGUACAACGUCAUGCAUUUUGUUUCCAGUAUUUUUAAUUUCUCAUUAGGCGACAAUCCAAAUGUCCAUUUACGAGCUACGUUAAGACAUUAUCUUCAGUUCACAAGAGGAAAGAGAUGCGAGAGUGACAAUGUUCCAGACCAUAUCGUCAAGAUUCAAUGUCAUGUUACUCUGCUAAGCAGCAUAUUGUUACUAGCUUCCUGUGUGAUGGGCAUAGUGUCUUAAUGAUUUGGAGAAGUAAGAAGUGUAUUCCAAUAACCUUUGUUUAUGUCUUUAUGCUGUAACUUUAAGGGUCCCAAAUAGCAAAGCGUGCUUGGACACCCAACCUGCCAAUAGCUUCAUCACAUAUUCCACUAGCUGUACAAAUUUACUUGGAUCUGUGAAAAUACAAAAUAGUUACAUCGAUUUUUUUAAGAUGCUGACUGCAUAAGGAAGAGUUAAAAGAGUUCUUGCUCAACAAGUGCUUGUUAUAGUUAAGUGUUUUCUGCCUUUCUAAAGAAUCCAACCACCUUAUAAACAAGAUUUAACAGUGCAUCAAUAAAAGGUUAACUUGAAUAAGGUAUGCUAUACAUUUGUGCAUGUGUAGAGUAUGAUGUACAUUUGUACUUACUAAUAGUAAAAUGUACAAA
Messenger RNA from Gadus chalcogrammus (walleye pollock), 2782 nucleotides. RefSeq names its product protein XRP2-like. The transcript has 5 exons. The record is from RefSeq and is a predicted model, not a curated record. Gene Ontology annotation, molecular function: GTPase activator activity. Bases 243 to 1349 code for a protein of 368 amino acids. Gene Ontology annotation, biological process: post-Golgi vesicle-mediated transport. Gene Ontology annotation, cellular component: cilium; periciliary membrane compartment. Lineage: Eukaryota; Metazoa; Chordata; Actinopteri; Gadiformes; Gadidae.